UUCUUAAAGAUUAUGUAAAUCGACUGCAUGUGUAUCAGAUCACACCAGGUCACUUAAAUUAAAAUAAUAACAUUACGUUAUAAGAUAAAAUUAAUCUCAAAAUAUGUCGUUAAAUCCUCUACUGGGAAAAAAUGCUGCAUAUAAUAGCGAGAUCGUUCCUUUGCCGUUACCGAACGAAAUAUUUUUAAUGCGGCGGACGAAUGUAUCCAUAUGUUUAUCCAAAGCUACAGGAUCACAAGCCUUAAAAGGUAAAGGAAGUAUUUUUUUACUCAGUUUUCGUCUUGUUUUCGUUCGCUCUGGGGAUCCGCGUAAUCAUAAAGAUUUUAACAGCAUUGAAUUGCCUUUGGCUUUAAUCACACACGAGCAUGAUCCUACAAAAUUACCCGAACUUCGACAACCAGUAUUUGGCUGUACUCAGUUGAUUGGUAGAAUUUAUCCGAACUCCCAAUCGCAGUACCCUUUACGAGACGACGUUGUCUGGACAUUAUACUUUGAAAAAAGUUGUGAAUCAUUUUGUGGCGCUUUUUUUCACGUAAUAAAAAAAGUGAAAAGCUUUCCCGGACCUCCCCGCAUCACCGGUUCACCGGUUAAUUCAAACGAGUUGUUAGCUUUUGCGAAUCCUUCAGAUCCUUCAGAGAUCUAUAUGACCCAACCAAUUUUAGAGCAACAAAGUAAUUUCAAUGAUACUACAAUUUACCAAGAGUAUAAUUUGGAUCCUGAUCAUUCAAGGCAUAAUUUUCAUCAUACACAUCCUGCUGAAAACGCUUUAAAUAACACAUAUUCAGUAGAAAACCAACCCAGAGUAUUUUCUGCACCACAAAAUGCAUCUUCUGGACAUGUUGAUGGAAGACAUGAAAACCAUCCUCAAGGAGCAUCAGGGUACCCUUCUGAAGGAACACCAGGGUACCCUCCUCAAGGAGUAUUAGGAUAUCAUCUUCAAAGAGCACCAGAGUAUCCUUCUCAAGCAGCACCAGCGUACCCUUCUCAAGGAGCACCAGCGUACCCUUCUCAAGGAGCACCAGGGUAUCCUUCUCAAGGAGCACCAGGGUAUCCUUCUCAAGGAGCACCAGGGUACUUUCCUCAAGGAGCGCCAGGGUACCCUCCUCAUGGAGCAUCAGGGUACCCUUCUGAAGGAACACCAGGGUAUUCUCCUCAAGGAGUAUCAGGAUACCACCCUCAAGGAGCACCAGGCUACCCUUCUCAAGAAGCACCAGGGUACCCUCAGCAAGGAGCACACGCGUACUCUCCUCAAGGAGUACCAGGGUACCCUUUCCAAGGACCACCAGGGUACUUUUUUCAAGGACCACCAGGUUACCCGCCUCAUGGUGUACCAGGGUACCCGCCUCAUGGUGUACCAGGGUACCCGCCUCAAAGAGUACCAGGGUACCCUCCUCAAGGAGUACCCGUCUAUCCUGUUCCAGGAGCACCUGUGUACCAUCCCCGUUAAAAACUAAUGUGUUGUAUUUAAAUACGCACGAUAUAAAACCCUUUUAGAAACGGGUUAUUCACGCUACCUAAAAAUAAAGUAUACUAUGAUUUUUGAUAAAAAAUUAAACAUGUAGUCCGCCUUGAAUAAAUAUAUUCGGCAGAGUUCUAUUUCAAGCGUUAAUUUAAAUCCUCAAUAACUAUUUGAAUUGUGAAAAAAACGCGUUUGUAAACAAGUUA
This is a messenger RNA of Hylaeus volcanicus, 1665 nucleotides long. Its product is annotated as proline-rich proteoglycan 2-like. Lineage: Eukaryota; Metazoa; Arthropoda; Insecta; Hymenoptera; Colletidae. The transcript is spliced from 8 exons. Bases 104 to 1447 code for a protein of 447 amino acids. The record is from RefSeq and is a predicted model, not a curated record.